AUCGUUUUCCAUCACUAAUUUUUACACGUCGUUGAUUUGCGUCGACUUGUUAAAAAAUGGUAGUCCAAGAGGAUAAUCCCAAUAUUGGGGACGUUCAGGAAAAGACGGAGAGUGCUCCAGCAGCUAUAGAGCCAACCAAGAUCUUCACGGUGGAGAUUUUGCACAUGAUUAAGGAUGCCCAGCAGCAGCACGGUUUGCGACACGGUGAUUUCCAGAGGUACCGGGGCUACUGCACGCGCCGUAUCCGCCGGUUAAGGAAGGCACUAAAGUAUCCACAGGGCGACAAGCGUCAUUUCAAGCGACGCGAUGUGACCAUUGGCCAGUUGACAGGCAAGAAGGCCGACGAGCGCUUUAUCCACAUCCCACUGAUCAGUGCCGAACGCGCCUGGGCAUACGCCAUGCAGCUCAAGCAGGAGUCUAAUACGGAGCAGCGAAAGCGCUUCCACCUGAUCAACAAGCUGCGGAGGGCUUGUUUCUACGCACUUCAGCUGCAGGAGUUGUGCAAUACUGAGGCCUUUGACGCUCGCACCAAGUUGGAGUGCGAGGCUUACGUGGCCUGGAUGCAUGGAACCCUGCAUUUUGAGCUGCAGCUGUGGAAAUCUGCUGGCGAACACUUAAAGCGCGCCCAGGUUGUAUACGAGAAUUUGGCCAAGGCACUGCCCGAUGAUGAGCAGGAACUUUAUCGCGCCAAAGUCAAUGAAUUCACGCCCAAUCUACGCUACUGCGCCUACAACAUCAGCGGUGGUGCCAGUGGUGGUAAGAUUGAUGAGAUUUUAGAGCUGCGCGCUCAGGGAGUUCUCGAAAAUCUUGAUGUUCUGGUCAGUCAAACGAAAACGGAAAGCAGCGAGGGCCUGCAGACGAUCGACUGGCGCGGUCGCAAGGUUACUGUGCGUCCGGAGAAGGUUCGUUUGUUCCUGCUCAGUGCUCAGGAGUUAGACAAAUCGCUGGCCAAGACCACAAAGCCGGAUGCUAAGAUAGAGUUAAUAGAACGCAUUCUGAUGGACUGCAAGGACGCCAUCCAGGCAGUCCGCGAUGAAAUCAAACAGGAUCCCAAGCUGCGAUCUCUAACCACCGGACAGACCGUAUCUGGCGUGCAAUAUCUACUGGCUUAUUUAAGUUACAUUCGCCACAGCCGAACGCUGCAGCGUAAUCUGUGCCUCGUGGAACAGGCCAAGCUUAACUUCGACGAUCCCAACCAGCAGUCUCAACAGAAUGUGGGAGACGGCAAGCGCGUGCGAUCCCAAGAUCUGGCCCGCCUUUACGAAAUUAUUCUGCAGAACGUUACGGAAAUGCAGCAGAUUGCCGGCUUAGAGGACGACGUCAAGUAUCAGAGUGAGGUGGAGAACCUGGCCGUCACCUUCAAGGCCUUCCGCUGCUACUAUAUUGCUCUCACACUGAUCGACAUGAAGAAGUGGAAAGAGGCUGUGGCGCUCUACGAACGUGCAUCCAACUAUGCCAAUGAGGCGCUGAAGGGCAAGACUAGUCCGGAGUUCCAGCUUCAGGACGAGCUCAAAAAGGUCGUGUCCGCUAUCGAGGGCUGCAAGUUCUCCGCACAUGCGUACAGUGUGCUGGAGGAUGACAAUAGUGAGGAAGCCGGAACUACCACCAAGUCACAGAAGACCACAAAACCUUUGUAUGAACGUUUGUCGUUGUACAAGGAGGACCAGUCUCUGCACACCAAGACACCCAAUGUGUUCAAACUGACCCCCGAAAUGGAACCCAUACCCUGCAAACCGCUAUUCUUUGACCUGGCCAUGAACUAUGUUGAGUUGCCCUCGCUGGAAGACAAACUGGAAUCGCCCGGCAAAAAAGGCCCUUCGAUUAGCGGUUUUGUCAAGGGAUUCCUUGGAUGGGGUGGCGGCGGCAACAAGUGAGAAAGAAACUAACCACCAUGAAGCACUUUUCCGGAAUUCCAAGCAACCAUGUUACACUUAUAAAGCCUUUAGAUCCAUGUCCAUGCGGUAUGUCCAUUCUUUAUAAGUUAUUUGUUUUGGCUUUUACCCCGCCAGAUUUGUUUUUUCUACGAAACUUUUGUAAGUUAAAAAUGUGAACAAUUAUUCGGUAAUAAAGGAACCUUCAAGAGAGAGCUAUAGUUCCUCAAGGGCAAA
Molecule: messenger RNA, 2108 nt
Organism: Drosophila eugracilis
Lineage: Eukaryota; Metazoa; Arthropoda; Insecta; Diptera; Drosophilidae
Gene: Srp68
Product: signal recognition particle subunit SRP68
Exons: 4
Coding region: 57-1874 (605 amino acids)
Biological process (GO): SRP-dependent cotranslational protein targeting to membrane
Cellular component (GO): signal recognition particle, endoplasmic reticulum targeting
Molecular function (GO): signal recognition particle binding; endoplasmic reticulum signal sequence receptor activity; 7S RNA binding
Source: RefSeq, a predicted model, not a curated record